UUAUCUCCUUCAUCAUCAUAGUUUGGCGAGUUGGUGUUGACUGGACUGGCCAAACUGUGCUUGUGAAGAAAAGAAAUAAGGAUUGCAUUUGACUUUGAUUUAAGUUAAAGCCAAAUGUAUUUUGAAUCUGGGUCUACACUUUUCCUCCACAUAACAUUAUUUCAUAUGAGAGAAGAAAAACAGGCUCUAUAAAACAUUUAAGGCAUAAAGCAUUUAACAAAUAAAACAGUUAACAAAUAAAACAGCUAAAACAUGGAUACUCAAAUCUGGACCUCAAAUCCGAAUCCUGUCCUGGUUUUCUUUCCCCCCAAGCAAUUAACUAAACAAUUAGCGCUACUAAUUGGCCAGACUGUAUUCACACCUGACUCCCAGGAAAGGGAGGGUGGAAAACCAGGUCUCGGACCCCAAGCGCCGUGAUUUGAGUACCAGGGAGCAAAAACAUACAAGGCAAAGAGGUGAGUCCAAAAUGUAGUUAUUAGAGCAUCCAGCAAUCUGGCAGAAUAAACUGACCUGCUUGAUCUUUAGGUACUCGCACAGCAAAGCAAGCAAAUUCAGUCACAGACCUUUGUCAGACCCAAGCUCAACGUUCCUCUCCAGUGAAUAUGUUUAAAUAGAGACAAUGUCAGUGCAGCAUUUUAUACUGAGUUCCCAGAACAUGCGCGUGGUAAGGGGGGCGUGGUUUGUGCGUUGGCUGCAGAGAGAGAGUGGACGGGGCGGCUCUCGGACUGUAUGCCACAACUGUUAAGGAUUGCUAAUCAGCACCGCUCUUUAAAUGUAAUUGUUUAACAAUGUGCUGAUUACCUUGACAGUGAGCCUGGGUGCUUAAAAGGUGUUCUCGGAGACAGACGGGGGCUGGUGACGGAGGACGUGCUGCACGGAGGAAGUGGUGUAUAGAGAAAAACCCUUGUUAAAUAAAUUGUUGGAAAAGCCGGGUGUUCGGCUAAAAAUAAAAAGACGUGCACCAUACGAACUCGUCUCUCUCUCUUUAUAUCCUGAGCGGUGGCACUCACCUCGCCACAGUGGUGGCCCGUGCGGGGGAGCAACUGGUAUCGGAAGAAAGAGAGACAGCCACGCGAAGUAAAAAAAAAAAAAAAAACUCCGGGAUGGAUCCCAACCUGAACCGGAGAGAGGUGGGGCAGCCUCUCAUAGCGCUGUCGCGGAUGCUGGAGGGGAUGGCUCAAAUGCAGGAAAGGCAGGCGGUGGUGCACGCUGAGCAGGUGGAGGUGCUGCAUGCACAAGCCUUCCUCCAGACGCAGGCGCUGUGACAGCUGGCCACCGCCGGCGAAGCCAGCUCCCGGGACCACCAGUCCCGUCCUCAGCUCCGGAUCCAUCACCCAAAAAUGACUGCCGAGGAUGAUGUCCAGGCGUUCAUUGAGAGCUUUGAGGUGGCAGCGGAGGCGUGCCAGUGGCCCUUGGAGGAGUGGGUGGUAUGUCUCCAGCCCCUCUUAACGGGCGAAGCUCAACUGGCGGCGCAUGGGCUGCCGCCCGGUGCCCGGGCAGAUGACAACUCAGUGAAGAGGGCGGUUCUGGACCAGCUUGGCUGCAGCUCAGAAGAUCAGCGGCGCCGGUUCCGGGAGGCAAACCUGAGUGCAGGAGACCGACCCUUCGCCUACGCGCAACGCCUGACGGACAUGGCCCGGUGUUGGCUGCAGCCGGAGAUCCAGUCUGCAGGGGGUGUCGUCGAGCAGGUGGUCCUAGAGCAGUUCGUGCAUGGGCUGCCGGAGGGGACAGCCAACUGGGUUCGGUGCCAUCGACCAACUAAUUUAGACGGGGCCGUCACUCUGGCGGAGGACCACCUGGCGCUCUACCCAGGCUCCCAGCAGCAAGAGCGGCCGGAACCAGCACCCAGGAGGAGACCCCCUCCUCGUGCUGGGCCUAAUCCUUUUCCCCGUGCCACGCCCCCUCUCCUCCCUUGACCUAAUCUCCCCUCUACUUCUUUUCCAUCUCCAGACACAGGCUCAGAGGCGGGGGGCUCCACCUCGCAGAGGGCUCCUCAGGCGCUCGGACCGGGGUGUUGGCGGUGCGGACAGCCGGGUCAUCUGUGCCGCGACUGUCCUAUCAUGGAAGUGGGGCAGCUGGUCCGGGUGGUCGGGCCGCCCACUUCUGCUCCCGAUCCGGAGGGAGCGUACUGCAUCCCGGUAAGGGUGCAAGGGAGUGAACACCGGGCGCUGUUAGACUCAGGGGCUAUGCAGUCCAUGAUACAGCAAAGCCUGGUUCGAACCGAGGCAUGGGUAAAGGCAUCCUGGGUUUCCGUUCGGUGUGUGCAUGGGGAUGUGCACGAGUAUCCUGUGGUGGCCGUGAAAAUUUGUUACUAGGGAAAAUCGCAUAUUCUGAAGGCUGCGGUUAGCUCCCGGCUCUCGCACUCCCUAAUUUUGGGCACUGAUUGGGCGGGGUUUCGACAGAUUUCUAGGGACCUGUUUGGGGUGCGAUCACGACAGAUAGGGACGUGUGACGUCUGUGCUGU
Molecule: messenger RNA, 2464 nt
Organism: Anguilla rostrata (American eel)
Lineage: Eukaryota; Metazoa; Chordata; Actinopteri; Anguilliformes; Anguillidae
Product: zinc finger and SCAN domain-containing protein 30-like
Exons: 1
Coding region: 1341-1916 (191 amino acids)
Source: RefSeq, a predicted model, not a curated record